Messenger RNA from Rhodamnia argentea, 1917 nucleotides. Its product is annotated as E3 ubiquitin-protein ligase At1g63170-like. Bases 317 to 1561 code for a protein of 414 amino acids. NCBI's taxonomy places the organism in Eukaryota, Viridiplantae, Streptophyta, Magnoliopsida, Myrtales, Myrtaceae. The record is from RefSeq and is a predicted model, not a curated record. The transcript is spliced from 5 exons.
UCUCUCUCUCUCUCUCCCCUCGAAAACCCUACGAAAUCCGCUCCCACCUGUCGAUCCGAUUCCUUCGGCUUCCCGAAUCGUUUCGCUCCGACCCGGAAGCUGAUCACGUCGGUAACAACCAUCUCCGAUGAUUCCGAAUCCGGUGAUGUUAGCUUCCCUUUCCUCUGAUUGUCCUCCGAUCGCGUGAAUGAGCUUGCUUUUCUCAGGUCGUGGCCGCGAGCGAGCUCAAUUCAGCUUGCUGACUUGCUAAUCCUUGCCGGGUUCUUCCCACCAAAUUGUGGAGUUGGAUUUCAGCUACGGGCUUCGCCUGACAGCCAUGUACCCGACGAACUCGGCGCCGGUGCAGCGGCGGGGGAACGCCUUGGUCGACGCCGUGGAUGCGACCCCGCUCCUCACGCACUCCGUGGCCGACCACCUACUCCGCAGCCGGCGCUUCAUCCGCCGCCCCGUGCUGCCCCUGCGCGGCGCCGCGGCGCGGCUCCUCCGCCGGGCCAGCGGCCGCCGCAUGAUGCUCCGCGAGCCUUCGAUGCAGGUCCGCGAGAAUGCCGCCGAGCAGCUCGAGACGCGCCAGAGCGACUGGGCCUACUCGAAGCCCAUCGUGGCCCUCGACAUUCUCUGGAACCUGGCGUUCGUCGGCGUCGCUCUUUGCGUCGUCGUGUUGAGCCCGAAUGAGAGGCCUGGGGUGCCUCUGCGGCUGUGGGUUCUCGUUUACGCGUUUCAGUGCCUGUUUCACGUGGCGUGCGUCGUUGCAGAGUACAAGCGACGGCGUAGGGAGGUGGAGCACGCGGGAUUGGGCGGGUCCGGCGCCUGGGGUGCUGGCGAUUUGAAUGCUUACCUGAGUCCAGCUUCUGGUUCCGGGAGUGAUGGUGGCGAAUCAGACGAGUAUGGGAAUGAACAGAGUAGAGAUGAAGAAGAAACCAGCAUCCUAAAGCAUUUCGAGUCUGCGAAUACGAUGUUGUCAUUCAUCUGGUGGAUAAUCGGGUUUUACUGGGUAACUGCCGGUGGCCAAGAUCUGAUACGCGAUUCACCUCAGCUCUACUGGCUCUGUAUAUCGUUUCUGGCGUUUGAUGUGGUUUUCGUUGUUAUCUGCGUUGCUAUUGCGUGCCUGAUUGGUAUUGCAAUAUGCUGCUGUCUCCCGUGUAUAAUCGCAAUCCUGUAUGCUGUGGCAGAUCAGGAAGGAGCAACACAGGAGGAGAUCAAUCAGUUGCCUAAGUUCAAGUUCCGCAGGUUAGGUGAUUAUGACAAAGCUAAUGAGGAAACUCAGCCAUCAUCUGGAGGGAUAAUGACGGAAUGUGACAGCAGCACAGCUAUCGAGCGUGCUCUAUCGCAAGAGGAUGCUGUAAGACUUUGUUGUAGACAAAUUAAUUUGGCUGUUUGUCAUCAGGACUCGCUUCCAUUCUUGAUGAUUAAACUGGGAUUCAUAUUGACGGUUGCCGACGGCUAUUUUGUUGUAGGAAUGCUGCAUCUGCCUUUCUGCUUACGAAGAUGGAUCGGAGUUGAGAGAACUUCCCUGCCGUCACCACUACCACUGCAGUUGCAUCGACAAGUGGCUGUACAUUAAUGCAAUUUGCCCGCUCUGCAAGUUCAACAUUCUAAAGUCUCAGAGCCAGAGUGGAAGCGAAGUAGCAUGAGGAGUUUUUAGGUUUUUCUAGAGAUAAAUGGUUGGAGAUGUCGUCUUUGUUGAUAAAUGCUUAUAUUACUAGGCACUCACCUCUAGGAGAGCUUUCCUGUUGCUCCUGCUCAAAGUCAUGCAUUCUUAACGAGCUACUCUCGGUUCUGUUAGCAUCUAGGAGGUCUCCCUGUUGGUCAGAUUAUGAUGAAUCCUGUCCUGUGUAAAUUGUAGAGGAUCAUCUCAAUCUUAUCUAUUUGCUAACGUGAGUAUCGUCCGAAAUUUGGUGGCGAAGGUCGGCCCGAAAA